Molecule: messenger RNA, 801 nt
Organism: Phragmites australis (common reed)
Lineage: Eukaryota; Viridiplantae; Streptophyta; Magnoliopsida; Poales; Poaceae
Exons: 7
Coding region: 104-625 (173 amino acids)
Source: RefSeq, a predicted model, not a curated record
CGGACAGUCCAGAUUUCUUUCUAUCCAAAAGAAAAGAAAACACACCACGAGCCUCACAGAGUGGGUUGUGGGAGGCGGCGGCAGGGGCGGAGAAGAAGCGGCCAUGGCGACGGCGGCCGGCGGCGAGAGCAUGAUGACGAGGGAGCAGCUGCUCCACCUGUUCGCUCGCUUCUCGUUCCUCACCUCCCUCCCAGAGGUCAAGCAGCGGAUCGCCGACGCCGUCAGGGACAAACAGGAGGCUGUGGCAGUGACCACUGAGAUACAGGAGGAGGUCCUUCGCGAGUUGGGCAUAGAUCCAAGUUUUGGUAUUGGUUGCCUAGGAAAGGUGAACGUUGUCUAUGAAAAUGACAUGGACUUGAUGAUUGCAUUCUAUCAAUUUGUUGCCAAAGAAGAGAUGGCUAUUGAUGAGGCCGAGCUUGAACCUAGAGAAUUCGCUGAAAAGCUACAUUCUCAAAAAAUAUUACAAGAACAGCAACUCAACAUGCUAGUUGAAAUGAGAAACUAUAGUCCAGAGAACCAAUCUGUCAUACUUGGGACUUUGCGCAAACAAUUGGAGGAAGCUAAUUUUGAUGUCAAUAUGUCGAUCUUGAGUCCAGAGCAAAUUCAAGAGAUUGUUCAGAAGUAGAUAUCGUUUUCCAACAUAUAUGAGAUCAGUACCAACCUUGUGUGUUUGAGCUGCUUGUGCGUCUACCUUUCUAAUAGCUGGAAAUAGUGACCGGUCUUUUCAUUUCAUAUUUGGAACCUUGUAGAACAUCCUGAUUGAUUUUGCAAAGAUAGUUUCUCUGGGAUGCUUUUUUCUAA